CAGUUUCUCUAGCAACAGUGAAACUUAAUUCCGCAAUUAGGGUUUCUGCUUCACACACUGCGCGCUCGACUUUGAUCGAGGGUGAGACUCGUAGUUGCGUUUGGGGGGUCUGAGAUUGACAAAACAGAGCUGCGUGCGUGAGAAGGAAUCAUGAACCCGUUGACGCAAGUGAAGAACACGCAGAAGAUCACCGCGAGGGAGCAAGCAAUUGGCAUAAGCGACGAGGGAUCCUGGCAUGCCAAGUACAAGGAUUCUGCGUACAUCUACGUGGGUGGGCUCUCUUUUGGUCUCACCGAGGGUGAUGUUCUCGCGGUCUUUGCCCAGUAUGGGGAGGUUGUGGAUGUGAACCUUGUGAGGGACAAAGCGACUGGAAAGUCAAAAGGCUUUGCAUUCUUAGCGUAUGAAGAUCAGCGGAGCACUGUGCUGGCAGUGGAUAACUUGAAUGGAGCUCGAGUGGAUUCUCGCAUCAUUAAAGUGGAUCAUGUGAGUGACUAUAAGAGGAAGCUAGAAGAAGACGAGGAGGAGAAACAGCGGAAGCGAGAGGAACGAGGAGUGUGCUAUGCUUUUCAGCGCGGGGAAUGCAAACGCGGAGAUGAUUGCAAGUUUUCACACGAUGAGCAGAGGAAUUCGAACACUGGUUGGGGAGAAGGUGGCAGUCGGAAAGAUGGCGGCAGUUGGAAACAUGAUCAGUUUGACGGGUCUAUGAAAGAAGCAGGGAGGAGGAUACAAAUGCUUUCAACAAAACGGAACGAUGAUGGCAUGAAUGAAAGAGAGGAUAAGCCUCGAGGCGUAUGUUAUGCUUUUCAACGUGGGGAAUGCAACCGUGGGGAUGGUUGUAAAUUCGCACAUGACGAACAGAGAAAUGGCAAUACUGGUCGAGGAGGUUCAGGUGCAGGCUCGAAACAUGAUCAAUUUGAUGGGUCAAUGAAAGAAGCUAUCAGGAGAUCGAACUUAGCCUCGACUAAGCGUAGUUCUAGUCCAGAAAGGACUGGUCGAGAGAAAGAGAAGUUAAUGAAGCCUCCAGAUGACAGGAGAGGAAGAGAUGGCGCGCACAGAAGUAAAGAUUCUGAUCGAGGGGAGCAAAGAAGAGAUGAUGGAUCCAGAAGAAGAGACAACGAUCGAGAGGAUCGAGGUCGAGACCAAGAUCCGAAAGAAUUGGAUAGAAGAGGCAGAAGGGAUGAUGCCGACAGGGAUGGAAGGGAUCGUAGGGAUGAUAGAAGGAAUGCUCUCAGAGACUGGGAUGAUGAGAGUAGGGAUAGAAGCAGGGACGUCAAAAAGGAUAGGGAAAGAAUUGAUCGAGGAGACGACGGGAGAGAUGAACGCGCUGUAAGAUUACGGAGAUAACAAUGAUUUCAAGAGACUGCUCAACCUGUAUAGUGGCGAUUUUGUGAAUUUUGAAGUGUCAGGCGCUGUUAGAGCUUCCAUGCGAGUGUCCUCUGUGUUGCUGCUUAUUUUUGUGAGGUAGGAGUUUGAACUUUAUCUCCCGCAAGUCUUAUUUGAAAAGGUAAUCCUUGUACCCUGGUUAGAACUGUAAGAACUUAAAGUUUUUGGUUGUUUUGAUUCUAUUUGGAUAAUGCAUUUCUUCUUCUUUUGAAUUUUUA
Physcomitrium patens is the source of this 1601-nucleotide messenger RNA. RefSeq lists its product as uncharacterized. Gene Ontology annotation, molecular function: RNA binding; metal ion binding. The record is from RefSeq and is a predicted model, not a curated record. Lineage: Eukaryota; Viridiplantae; Streptophyta; Bryopsida; Funariales; Funariaceae. Gene Ontology annotation, cellular component: precatalytic spliceosome; U2 snRNP; catalytic step 2 spliceosome. Gene Ontology annotation, biological process: mRNA splicing, via spliceosome.